AUGCCAAAGCAUCUACAAUAUGGGCCGCGCACGCCGCCUCUUCUCACUAUCAACUUCAACCCAACCCAAACUGCUCGAGCGAAAAUGUCCGACGACCUUCUAUCAUGGUGCGACGAUCUCCACCAGGUGCGAGGAAACAUCUCGCAGCUCCAAGCAACGCUCAACCAGGUCGUGGCCAAGGCGCCCACGGUGGCUCAGUAUAAAGAAUUGAUGCAUACUUAUGGCGAGGCGCCGCAGCCGCUGGCCAUGGCAGAAAAGCUCCGUGUGCUGCUCCAGUCGCCGCAGCUCAAGGUGGCGGUGCGCUUGAAGAGCCUCUACGACAAGGGCCUCAUGCCGUUUUUGCAGACGUUUGCCCACAUCAACUUCAAGUCUGCCAAAAGCGACCGUUAUGUCGGGUACUUGUUGGACUACACGCCCGAGGAGAGAAAGGCGAAGGACAGGUUCCGAAUCGACGAGGGUGAGAGGACGGUGGAAAACGGCAAAAGCAUCGACGGCGCAGACGGCGCCAAAACAGAACCCGAAAGCGGCCAAAACCAAGGCCAGAGCGACAAGGCCGACUUGUACCCGCCGACGUUGCCGCCGCUCAGCGAGCCUGUGCUCAAGCUUGUGCUUACAGACAAGUCGUUUCGGCAGCCCGGCGAUUUUCUAGAAGCGCUGCACUUCAGCAAUUCGCACAACCGCAAGCUUGCCCUCCACGGGUCUGCUUUGGUUGAUUGUGCGCUCAUUUCUCUCGCCAACACGGCGUUUCCCACGGCCCACGAAGACGAUUUGCAGCACUUGCGGUUUCGGCUCACGGCGCCGCACGUCGUGGCACGCUUGGCAUACUGCUACAAUCUUUCCGAGGCAGUGAUGAUGCACAUCUCGCAAGAAUUGCCCGUGGAAGACAAGAUGCGCAUCCUCCAGACGGUGUUCUACGCCUAUGUCGGCGGCAUGGCUCGCCACGGCUACACGUUUGCCGAGAUCCAGAAGUGGCUCAGCAAGCUUUACCAGCCGCUUUUUGCCAAACUUCCCGACGCACAGGUCAAAAACCUCCAUGCCGUGGCGUACGCCGAGUUCCAGUUCUUGGUGACGCGGGCAAACAACUACUUUGAGCAUCCGACGAAAAAGCUCCGCUACGAUUUCGAGCAGGAAAACGAAGACCCGCUUGUUUUCCGUCUUCGCGUGGGCGAACUAGCAUUGGCCUCUGGAUCCGGAGACACAGCCUUGGCCGCCAAACAGAGGGCCGCCUACAACACCUUAACAGACGCAGAUCUGCGCACAAAGCUUCUAACGCAUCUUCUCGAGCACUACAGAACUCCAGAACGGGUCGAGCCGCGGAUCGAGCAGUCUGAACCCCAACCAGAUCCUGAAGCGGAACCGGAAGACGACGACGACGAUGCAUACUCGCCUGAACUCUCAGAAGACGUUUUUACCGACACUUUGGAUGGCCUGAACACCGGACCGGACCCAGUUCCAAGUACAAGCAUUUCGGGCCCCGCUGGACUUUCUGGACCGACAGGAAUCAUUUCCGAGCCCCAAGGACAAUUGCAUUUUAGCGGCUCCGGUCAUAUGCCUCCAGCUGGCGCAGUGUCGCAACCAGUGGGACAACCUCCAGCUCCAGGCCAAGCUCCAGGCCAAGCUCCAGGCCAAGCUCCAGGCUCAUGGCGAAGCACUCCAGCCGCUGCUCCUCGUAUGCCAUUGCCCUACGGCGCCCUUCCGCCUAUUCCCAAUAUGAAGAAGCGUCCGGACAAACGGAGGUAG
This is a messenger RNA of Clavispora lusitaniae ATCC 42720, 1740 nucleotides long. It is a transcript of the gene CDL1, whose product is annotated as Cdl1p. Gene Ontology annotation, biological process: RNA processing. The record is from RefSeq and is a predicted model, not a curated record. Lineage: Eukaryota; Fungi; Ascomycota; Pichiomycetes; Serinales; Metschnikowiaceae. Gene Ontology annotation, molecular function: ribonuclease III activity.